AUGUCUGCCGACUCACAGUAUGAAUUCCAGGUGUUCACGUCACAGGAACUGCAGGAACACCCAUGUUUGUUAUCUCUCUGGUCCAUGAUUAAUAGCGCCUUCAUCUCCCACCGGAAAGGAUUCUUGCAACCAUCACACAGAGAUAGCGACCGUUUCCAGACGCCGCAGGAUGUCAUCAGCGAUCUUGGCCCACACGGCUUGUGCUGCGUGCUAUUCAUUGCCGAUGAUACAUAUACUCCGAUUGCUUAUGCUGGUGUGAAACCAUACAAGGAACAUUUCAGGCUGGAAGUGGGAGGCGAUGUGGAUUAUUCUGGAUCGAGGCCUACACAUUGGUACUCGAUCAUUGACUGGGAAUUGUCCAGUGUGGUCGUUCAGGAUGACGCGAGAUAUGCAAGGAAAGGCUUUGCGGCUCGCUGCUGUACUAAGGUCGAGUCAGCUCUCGUCAACCGGUUUCGGGAUGAGAGGUCAAAACAGCAAGACGACAGAGGCAUGCCCGAGAAAAUCACUAUAUGGAUCCAAGCAAUCCGUGAACUUGCUGGUGCAUACUGGAGCAGACGAGGGUACCAAGAAGUUAGCGUCAAGCGCGUCGGCGCAGGCCGUUGGGGUGCAGCACGGCCAUUCGACCUCAUUACUGGGAAGAAGGAAUUAGCCAUGUAG
This is a messenger RNA of Aspergillus chevalieri, 657 nucleotides long. RefSeq lists its product as uncharacterized. The transcript has a single exon. The coding region runs from base 1 to 657 and encodes 218 amino acids. Lineage: Eukaryota; Fungi; Ascomycota; Eurotiomycetes; Eurotiales; Aspergillaceae. The record is from RefSeq and is a predicted model, not a curated record.